AACUACAGACUGUCUGUAUGCAGAUGAAACUACAGACUGUUUAUAUGUAGAUGAAACUACAGACUGUCUGUAGUUAGAUUUAACCGCGGACUGUAGAAGCUGAACGAGCGACAGAAGCGUUCCUCCUCCUCUUCCUCCUCCUCUUCCUCGCUCAGGUGUUUAAAGUCUCAUGGAUUCUGCAGGUGGUCAGCGUGGGCGUGACGCUCCGAGGCGUUCCCCUCUCGACAUCAUCAUGAGUCAGAUACGCCGGAAGCGCACGGCCUCCGACAGGAAGCCACUGGGACGCUUCCUGUCCCGGACGUCGGAGCGGACGGGGGGGAUUCCUGAGGACGGGGAGUCGGGGGGGCGGGAGGAGAGAGCACCGAGCUCAGGUGCAGCAGAGGACGAGCCAGACGUCAGCUGGGGUCGAGUGUGUGUUUUCCUGCAGAGGCUCGGGAAGAAGGCCGACAGCAGGAGCCUCAGUCUGGCUCACUGUGAUGUGACCGCUACAGACCUGCUGGAGCUAGCCACGUUGCUCCAGUUCCUGCCUCAGCUGGAGGAGAUGGACGUUUCCUGGAACGAGCUGAUUGGUGGAAGUCUGCAGGCGCUGACCUCUCACCUCCAUCUUGUGGGCGGGGCCAGGACGCUGAGGCUGUGCGGCUGCAGGCUGAACGCUGAUGAUGUCACUGCACUGGGUGAAGCCCUCAGCUGCGUCCCACACCUGGAGAUCCUGGAUCUGUCCUGGAACGGAGGGGUGGGAGGCGGAGGGUUGCAAGGCCUCCUGGGUAAAGUUCCCCCCCAACUGAGGGAGCUCCGCCUGGUUUCCUGUCAGCUCUCUGCAGCUGAUGCUUCGGCUCUGGGGGGGGUUCUGUCCUCUCUGAACAGACUCUCGGUGCUGGACGUCUCCUGUAACCCUCGUCUCUCGCAGGACGGGGGCGGCGGCUUCAGCGACCUGGCCGCCGCCCUCUGCCACGCCCCCUCCCUCACCACACUUGGACUGCAGGCCUGUGGUCUGUCCCCCAGCUGCCUGGACGCUCUGGGUGGUUCGCUCCGCCACCUCCCCUCAGUGCGAGAGAUGGACCUGUCCUGUAACAAGGGACUCUCUGGAGGACUGCACCACCUCAGCGUCCACCUGGCUCACCUCCCACGCCUGGAGAGCCUGGACCUCCACCUGUGCUGUCUCACACACACUGACCUGGAGGCCCUCAUCCAGGUGCUUCCCUCUCUGACGGCGCUCACAGAGCUCAACGUGUCGUCCAAUCAGGAGGCAGGGGCGGUCCUUCACGCUCUGGUCUCCGCCCUCCCUCUGACGCAGAUGAAGCGUCUGCCGCUGAACAGCUGCCGCCUCAGUGAGGAGUCCUUCACCGCUCUGGCUCUGGCUGUGCCCUUCCUCCACACUGUGGAUGUGUCCUGGUGCAAAGCGGUGGGCGGUCGCGUUGCUCUGCUUCUGGACGCUCUGCAGCCGGCGCUCGUCCAGGAGCUUCGUCUCAGCAGCUGUGAGCUCUCCACCGAGGACCUGGUGCACUUAGCCGUGGUCUGCAGACGUGGUUGUAUGUCGUCUCUACUGGUUCUGGAUCUGUCCUACAACGGUUCGGUGGGCGCCGCCGGCUGGUCCGCCCUGUUUGAGGCCGGAGGCCUGGGCUCGCUGGAGGACGUCGACCUCAGCCUGCGACCUUCGACCUCGGCCUCCUGCUCGGCCUGGCUGCCGGCGCUGCUCUGUGCUCUGCCUCGCCUGCCGGCGCUGACCCGGCUGGCCAUGCAGCGCUGGACCAUGAGCUCCCGGGAGCGACAGCAGCUGAGCCACAGCGCCAGGAAACGGAACGUCCUGCUGGAGCUGGAUCCAGAAUCUAAAGACGCAGCUUCAUCAGGUCCGACGACCAAUCAGGAGAGUCCAGAGGAGUAGGCACCUGGUAGAGAAUGUUAAUCUGACGUCAGUUAUCAAACCUGGAAGAUUCAACAGAGCAUUAAAAUAAAUAUCGUAAAUAUAAACUAACUUUGUGAUCCCAACAGAUUUAUUCUCACAACACAGAGAAAUGUGGAUCUGAUGCUUUUGUCGUCUCAGGUCUGGAAAAUACUACAAAUCAUUUUCAGGUGUUUUUCAUUUAGAAACUUUUUAGAAACUUUCUGAGCAAAUUUAGAAUCCACAGCUUCGGCUGAACCGACAGAUACAGAGACUACAAAUCAAAGUAUUGGUCAAAUGUUUCAUUGACAAGAAGUCGUCCUUAAAGUACUGAGUUAGUAUUUAGUUAUUACAGCUGCAGAAUAAGAACCGGGUGGAGAACAUGUCAUUGGUUCAUCCAGUUCAACACAUAUGAUUUUAGGUCAGGAUCAUGUUUGAUUGACAGUCGGUGCUGAAGUUCAUAGAUGAAGUUAUAGAUACUUAAAUUGUUUCACUUUUAGCACAAUGUACUUUUACAAGUUGAAUCUGUGCAUUAAAGAUUAAACUGUAAACAUGAAGCUGGAAUAAAGGUUUUCAUAUUUGAUAAAGAAUUUAGUUUAAUGUUUAGAAGAUUAUCCAACUAAUCUAUAUCGCUGCUAAUGUUUAGAAAUGAACCCGAACCUUUGACAUUUGACAGUGAAAGUGUGAAAACACAUUCUGAAGAUGAGAAUUAUAACGAUAACUUCUCCAUAAGCGUCAUCAUUCUGGGUAUUUUCACAUCCAUGACCCACAGGAUUUUAUAUAAGUUUAAAAUGAUAUAUCAAUACUUGACAAAUCUGUCCAAGUGAACUUUUCAAUUAUUAAGAAACUUUUCUUGUUACUUUUCUCCUUUGUUAAAUAUAUAUUAUUGACAUAAUAUGUUUGUUUGUUUUAACUUUUAAUUUCUGGUUAUUUCAGUUCGUGGUUAUCGACUCACUCUGACAAUCAUUUCUCUUAAACGUGCGUUUUCAUUUUUAUCAGCUUUUCCCCUGAAAGAUUGUAUUUGAAAGUUUCUGAUGUAAGUUAAUAUUCAGUUACAGUUAAAACAUUUCAAGCACCUUUGCAGCAUCAGUUUGUUUUUACUUUUAUACUGAAAUCAAAGUUAAAGUAUUUUGUUUCCAUGAAGAUGAGAAUUUGAAUGAAGACAGGAUUCAGAAACCCACAGUAAUAAUAAAAGUAUAUAAGCAAAGUUUAGUAAAACUGCAAUAAAUUCAAUAAUUAACAAGCCUCAUUUUUUGUCACAUCCACUGAGACAAACACUUUGUUUUAUUUUCCUUGUUCAGCUUUGAUACAGUAGUGAAGUUGGGACUUUCUGUACAAGUGAUGCAGACGUUUGAUCCAAAAAUAAAAUAAAACCAUGAAACAAACAAACAGCUAAAUUCAAGUUGACAGAAAAUCUUUGACGUAUUUUUUUAAACUUGAAGCACAAACAUUUUUUCUAAAACCUGAAACAGUUGCUUUAAAAAGCAAACGCUAACUUAAGGAAAGGACACUGAAGCAAAAAGGUUGGUUUGCAUUAACAGAGCAGUGGUCACAUGUCAAACACCUACAGGUGACGAGGGGUCAAUAGAAUAAUUACUAAGCUCCUAACUACAGACAUAUCUAUGAAAACAAUGUCUGUUCCCUUACACAUCAACAUUUAGAUCGGAUUAAAAUCUUGUGUUAGUAGCUCAUCUGGAGCUGAGCUGUAAAAUGAAAGAAGCUCCAGACGCACGUCUCUGUCCAGGAAGACGUUGAAUCUGUUUCUCAUGAAGUCUUAAACUCAUGGAUCUCUGCAGGGACGUCACAUGACACGGGUCUAACGAGGAGGGAUUCAGAUUGUGAAGAACAUUUCCACCUCUUAGCAGAUUGUACUGAUUUAACUCAAGAACCUUAAACUGUGACAGAUGCACAGACUAGAUUCUGAAAUUAUCCCGACCUCUGAACUCUGGGUGAUCUUUCACAAAGUUCUAAAAUCUGUAAAGCUCUUAAAUCAAAAUGAGCGAAUAGAAGACAUGACCAGAAGACUCCUGCUGCUUGCAGACACAGACUGAACUCUGGGUAAUCUCCUGAAAUGAUCCAGAGGGGCAUGUACGUCUGGAAGCGUGGCUGAGUUGAAAUGAGUUUAGGGAGAGAUGUGAGGAGGUCACCUACGUUCGAAGAGAAACUGGGAUUUAAUGGAAAGACAAUAACCUGCAGAUUCCUGGAGAUGUUUUGUUCAGACAGAUAAUUCUGCCCUCAUGUUCCAAUCUGUGAAAACUGCUCCAGGAUCUAGACGUGGAGUUCCAUCGCUUUCUUUUGGAUUUCCUGUUUUAAUUGACGAUGUGACUUUUCCUCCUGGUGGAAAUGAGACUCAAGAGAA
Messenger RNA from Pleuronectes platessa (European plaice), 4238 nucleotides. It is a transcript of the gene lrrc31, whose product is annotated as leucine rich repeat containing 31. NCBI's taxonomy places the organism in Eukaryota, Metazoa, Chordata, Actinopteri, Pleuronectiformes, Pleuronectidae. Gene Ontology annotation, molecular function: heme binding; protein binding; peroxidase activity. Gene Ontology annotation, biological process: response to oxidative stress. The coding region runs from base 170 to 1882 and encodes 570 amino acids. The record is from RefSeq and is a predicted model, not a curated record. The transcript has 10 exons.